Messenger RNA from Saccostrea cuccullata (small rock oyster), 658 nucleotides. RefSeq lists its product as uncharacterized. Gene Ontology annotation, cellular component: cytoplasm. The coding region runs from base 32 to 577 and encodes 181 amino acids. Gene Ontology annotation, molecular function: calcium ion binding. NCBI's taxonomy places the organism in Eukaryota, Metazoa, Mollusca, Bivalvia, Ostreida, Ostreidae. The record is from RefSeq and is a predicted model, not a curated record. The transcript has 4 exons.
AACAUAAGAAGAUAAUUCGGUGGAUGGUAAAAUGUCUGAUGAUGAACAGAACGACCGUAGUCAACGAAGAAGUUUAACAAUAAGUGCCACUCCUUACGCACGAAAAGUAAAAAAGCCCGAAGAGUUAUCAGACGAACAGUUUGCAAACAUUUUAUACACAUUCACCCUUAUUGAUGCUAAUAAGGACGGAAGAAUCUCCAAACUAGAGCUAAAAGACGCCGCCUUUCUGAUUGGGAUGAACCCCACUGAUAGAGAUAUCAAGGCGUGGUGGAAGAUUGCAGACACCAAUCAGGAUGGUUUUAUUGACGUCAAUGAGUAUGUAGCCGUGAUGAAAUCCAACUAUAGCACGUUAGACAUAGAAAAAGAAAGACUUAAGGCGGCAUUCCGAGUUCUAGACAGGAACGGAGACGGGCUAAUACACAGGGUGGACUUUAUUCAUAUAUUAACCUGUAACAAUAGUUCUAUCUCAAAAGAGGAAGCGGACAAAAUGUUCACAGAAGCAGAUACUUCAAGAAAAGGUUUCAUUGUCUACAAAGAUUUUGUCGAUUCAAAGCUAUGCACAUCGAUUUUUCAGUGAAGAUUUUGCAUUUGUUCACCGAAGAAUUGUGGAGAGGAUAUUCGAUGUUAAAGAAAGACAAUUCUGAAUUUUAUUUCAUGU